Phytophthora nicotianae INRA-310 is the source of this 333-nucleotide messenger RNA. RefSeq lists its product as hypothetical. The transcript has 3 exons. The coding region runs from base 1 to 333 and encodes 110 amino acids. The record is from RefSeq and is a predicted model, not a curated record. NCBI's taxonomy places the organism in Eukaryota, Oomycota, Peronosporomycetes, Peronosporales, Peronosporaceae.
AUGUCCACGAGCUCGAAUCCAGCUCGAAUCAAGCACACAGUCUCCAUUUUGAUGUCAACUACCUAUUCCAACGCCGAUAUCUCGGUCCACUACUUCUCAGCGGUGCUAGAUGCCUUCGACGAGGAAGUUGAAGGGCACCCUGACUAUCAAGAAGUGGUCAGGGAGGCUGACACGGGUGCAGGGACGCUGGCGCCGUGGAUCAAACAGAGUGACAAAAAUAUGCACGGUUGGCUGGACUGGAUCAUCUCCAGCAACUUGCCGCUUCAGUUUUGCGAACGAGCUACAACGAGACGCUACACGAACCUAAACCGUAUCAGCGUCGAAUCGCUCUAG